UGACGUUGGCUGGCUGCAGCCACUCACAUGUAAAAGCAAGCAGCCGCAGUCAAAUAACAGAGGGCAUGCUUGUGCAAUGUCACUGCGAGGCUGCUUGCUCCAACAGGAAUCACCGAGGAACCACACAGUCAGGAAUUACCAAAGAAGUCAUUUGGAAGGAUCUGAAAGCUGGAUCGUCACAUUGAGCAUAACAACACGGAUGACUGGCUGUCAAUACAAGCUUGGAAUGCAUGGAUUUCCUCACUCAGAGGACCCUCUCAGCCAAGAGGACCAUAUCAACCCUGAAGUUGAGCAGUGAUGUUGGCAAUGCAGCAUAACAACACCUCCGGCUUUUUUGCCUCCUCGCCCCCAUCGAACCAUAACGUCAUGGUAAAGGAGCCAGCAGUGGGAUCCGUGUUCGAUAACGCCACCGUAUCGACAAACAGUCCCACAGUACCUGGCAUCACGAUGACUCUUGGAAUCAUCUUCAAUGUGGUGGCGCUCCUCAUUCUCGCCAAUGCCUACAAACGAUUCCGCCGCAGGUCAAAGGCUACGUUUCUGUUCUUAGCCAGUUGUCUGGUUUCGACUGAUCUAGCAGGACAUGUGAUCCCUGGAGCCCUGGUGCUCAGAAGAUACUCAGCGGGGGCUGUGACCUUGAAUGGCCCUCCUUCCAUCUCAGGAGGCGAACUCAAAAGUGAUCCAGAUGGCUCCUGUUUGUUUUUGGGGGGUUGCAUGGUGUUUUUUGGCUUGUGUCCCCUUUUUUUGGGCUGUGCCAUGGCGGCAGAGCGCUGCCUGGGCGUCUCCAGACCGUUGCUACACGCUCGUCUGGUCACCACGGCAAGGACAAAGAUGGCACUAGCUCUCAUCUGGCUGCUGGCAUUGGGCGUGGCUUUGCUGCCGUUUUUUGGAUUAGGAGCGUACACUUACCAGUACCCGGGCACAUGGUGUUUUAUCAGGGUAAUGGAAGGCACCAGAGCCACAGACCUGGUCUUUGUGGCACUCUUCUCCGGACUGGCAUUGAGCUCACUGGCCUUUGCCUUUGUGUGUAACACCAUCAGUGGGAUCACGCUGGUCAGAGCACGACUAAAGAAGAAGUCUUGCUCCCAACGCGGCUCGGCGAGGUCUCACGACACUGAGAUGGUGGUCCAGCUGGUUGGCAUCAUGGUCGCCUCGUGGAUCUGCUGGAGUCCUCUGCUGGUCUUUGGACUGAUUUCAGCCACCCGGUCCUACAGGGGCUCCCUACACCCUAACAUAGACACCUACAGAGCGUUAAUGGUGACCGGUGUCAGGAUGGCGACCUGCAACCAGAUCCUGGACCCAUGGGUCUACAUCCUGCUGCGGCGCGCCAUUCUACGUAAAAUUUACAGCAUCACUAAAAGGCAGGCCAGUUUGAGGGGGAGUAUGAUUCGCUCUUUCCGCUGGGAAGUCAGCUCCCUUCAGACCUCGGAGAAACAUAAUGUUAAGAUUUAAGGGGACGGCGCACGCCAUCUGUCAUUCAGCAGGUCAGAACUCUGUGUGUCAUUCAGCAGGUCAGAACUCUGUGUUCCAAAUGAUUUGAUGGGAUUCUGAAUGAUAAUGAUUGUGAACUGAUUGUAGUUUAUAGUCCAAAUGCAAAUUGUACACCACGUUUGCAUGAAAGCAUGUCCUCUAUGAGAACAAAAGCAAAUUCAAAAGAUUCUUUGUUGAAGGAGAUGUACAGUAUAAUGUGUCCAAUAUGUCACCACAUAGUAUAUGUGAAGUUAUAUGUGUUUUGCCGUGUGACGGAGUACAAAAAUAGAAAAGUCAAUGACUUGUGUAUAUGCUCGCAUGGAGAGCAAACCACCUCUUAUUUAAGCUCAUCUUGAUGAUGUGAAAAACCGCCCCAGGGCCUGUUGUACUACGGUGGCAUGAAUGUGAUUGUGCUUCUAUUGUGGAAAUCUGAAAAUAAAGAGU
This is a messenger RNA of Doryrhamphus excisus (bluestripe pipefish), 1911 nucleotides long. RefSeq names its product prostaglandin E2 receptor EP1 subtype-like. NCBI's taxonomy places the organism in Eukaryota, Metazoa, Chordata, Actinopteri, Syngnathiformes, Syngnathidae. Gene Ontology annotation, molecular function: prostaglandin E receptor activity. Gene Ontology annotation, biological process: inflammatory response; positive regulation of cytosolic calcium ion concentration; adenylate cyclase-activating G protein-coupled receptor signaling pathway. Gene Ontology annotation, cellular component: plasma membrane. The record is from RefSeq and is a predicted model, not a curated record.